AUGAAAUUCAACUACCUAUCGCUCCUGAGCCUGUGCCUGGCCGCUCAGACCAUUGCCCUGUCUAUCCCAGCCCGAGCAAACGUUGCUCGCGGCGACGAAAUCGAAGAUGGCACUCAGAUCGCCGAGGGUUGGAAGCGAUCUGAUGACGCAGCAAUCUUUGUUCGCGGUGAUGAGAUCGAGGACGGUACUCAGAUUGCCGAAGGAUGGUAG
Molecule: messenger RNA, 210 nt
Organism: Talaromyces amestolkiae
Lineage: Eukaryota; Fungi; Ascomycota; Eurotiomycetes; Eurotiales; Trichocomaceae
Exons: 2
Coding region: 1-210 (69 amino acids)
Source: RefSeq, a predicted model, not a curated record